UGGCCUUUCGGGGGAGCGGGAGCAAGCAGAGGAUACCUGAACAUGGACACAUCUGUUAACCUGGAAACAAAAGCACUUCAGGACAAAUCCAGCCGUUUUGAACUCCUGGGCUGGCUUAACAGUUCACUGCAAACUAAGUUUAAUAAAAUCGAAGAAAUAUGCUCAGGGGCAUGCUUUUGCCAGUUGAUGGACUGGGUUUUUUCAGGCUCCAUCGACAUGAGCAAAGUGAAGUUUCAGUGUCGGGACCAGGAAGAUUUUCGCCACAACUAUAGUCUUCUGCAGAAUGCAUUCAGAAAAAUGGGUAUCACAAAAUCUAUCCCAGUGGAGGAACUCAUAAAAGGAAAAUUCAGGUCUAAUUUUGCUUUUUUGAAGUGGUUUCGAAUAUUUUUCAAUGCUCACAUGACUGGGCAGGUAUAUAACCCAAAGGAGUCACGUGAUGGACAAGAAAUUGCACCUGCACAGAUCCAUUUACGGGCUGCCCGAAGAUCCAAAUCAUCAGCAAACCCUAAUACCUCUGGAAAAGUGGAGGAUUCUGACUCAGAUGUGGAUGUUUCCAAAAAAGAGACCAUCAUUUAUGACCCACUGUGGCAAGAAACCUUCAAGUGGAUCAGGCCCAGCCCUAUGGGGGAUAACUAUGCAUUUUGUACAAUCUGUGACUUGAACAUCACUGUGUAUAAAUCAGGACUGCUUGAUUUGAAACACCAUAAGCAGUCUCAGAAACACAAAAUGCAAGAACUAAAGACGUUGAGAAAAGGAAAAGAGUUCAAGGAUUUCACAUGUAGUGAACUCAUGUUGCGCUUUAUUCAAACCCAUUGCCUGCCUUCAUGCAAGACGGUCUCCCAGCAUAUAGCCAGGCAUGUCCUUGGAUUACAAUACCCAGAAGACAUUUCUUCUACUGCAAAGCAGGUUCCUUAUUGUGUUUACCUUUAUGGACAAGUGCCACUAGGUAAAGAAAGUGAAAAAGAGGACUAUGGCUGUGUCGUACUUCUGGGAUUUUUUGAUGAAAAGGCUGCAAAACAUUGCAUAAGAAUUCUUGAUAUUUUUCAGCAUGUAGGCAAAGAUGAGGAAAUUGUUGAGUCUUUGGUGGACACCCUGAAAGGGUUUAAGAUACCUUUGAGCAACAUGGCAGCGUUCUAUGUUCAUGCCCAUGAUGAGCUCUCUGUAAAGGUUUCACUUCAACUAAGGAAACUCAAUCCAAAAGCGGUGGGUUUUGAUGGAAUUUAUAGCUUGGCAGACUCAGCCUGCUUUGCUGGUGUAAACGCCUUUUCUGACAAGGUUCAACAGCUUAUUGUUAAUCUCCAUGAACACUGUUUUACUUUUUGCGCUAAAAAUGACAAUCUUAUGGGAUUGUUUGCUGGUGGCCUUGAUGGCUCUGUCCAUUCUCUCUCCCAGAAAAGCAAAAAAUUUUGCGUCCUAAUUAACAAGAUGCUUGAAAUGUGGCCAGACUUGAUCUUAUACUUCACUUCUUGCAGUGACAAAGAUGACAAGGUUAAACACAUUUGUUCUCAAUUAGAGGAUCCAAAAGUCAGGAUUGCCUUCAUGUUUCUUGACCAUUCUCUUGCACCACUUAAAGCGUUUAAUGAUCAUCUGGAACAACGUGAAGGUUUUGCUCGUGCAGAUCUUGUUCAGAUUCUACGAGAAGCAAGUGGCCUGCUUCAAUCCUAUGCUUCAACAUUACUCCAUCCUCAGGCAGUGGCACGUUUUCUAAAGGAACAAGACCCCACUAUGCUCGAGGACCCAAAGCUGCAUCUUCCCAGCAAUGAACUGAGCUUUGGUGGGGAUGCAGUGGAAACCUUUCUGUCUGGGAGGGAAGAAGAGCUGGCUGACUUUCUGAAGGUAUUUCAGGAGGAGUGCAUGGCUUUUUAUAAAGCAGUUACAGCUUGCAUUCUUAAGGGGCUGCCUUUGAGUGAUAGUACCUUAAGGAGCAUGUCUCAACUUCUAAGCCAAGAGGGAUGGUUAAAGGUCACAAGCAAAGGUGUAGUAGAACUCGGUGAACAAUUUGGCCUCUCAGACAGCCCAGAGGUAUCUGUCCAACUCAAAGAGGAGUUUCUACAGUACCAGCUCAAUGAGGGAAAAAAAGAUGAAGGCAUUUCUGCGAAUGGACAAGAAGAAGGCCUAUCAGACUGCUUGCAUCCUCCUUCCUUGGAGAAUCAUUGGAGUGCUGUCCUGAAGACCACUGCUGAAACAUCAGUGUUCAGGAAACUUGUUCUUAAUCUUUUAGCUUUGCCCUGUCCACCCCUUGAAGCAGAGAAAGUGUUUUCUCAGGCAGUGGAGAAUGGUGAUAUUGACCAAUUGAAUGACCAUUUGGCAGACAGUGAGUCCGACACUCUCAAAGAAAUGGAGCCCAUUAAUGACGAUUCAUCCUCAGAAGUCUCCAGCACUAAGACAACACCUGUUAGAAACGGGAGGAAAAAGAAGACAUUAAAGAUGAGUGACCUUUCAGUCUCAGUGAAGCCAUGCACGGUGCGACUGCAGAAGAUAACCGAUAAGACAGGCAUGGAUAUAAACAAAGUUGGGGAUCAAGUCUUUACUGAGGAUGAUGUAGUCUGGACUAAGGAGGACUCCAUUAGGGGGAUUUAUGGUUGGCAAAGCAGUUUGAGACAAAAGCCACAGGCUCGCACUGUCUUUCAGGCUGGGUCAGGCACCUGGGCCAAACCACAAAGCAUCCAAUUGGAGAAGAAGGAUGAGGCGACAAUAAACAAUGAAGACAAAGCUCUUCCAAGCGUCGCUACACAAAGUCCCAAGCCUGGAAAGAGAGUUCCUAUGUACCAGGAUGGGAAGGGUUUUAGCGUUGGAGAGCUGGUGUGGGGGAAAGUGAAGGGUUUCUCCUGGUGGCCUGGACUUGUGGUGCCCUGGAUGACAAAGACAUCUCCCUCAUUUCUGAGACGUGUGGAAUGGUUUGGGGAUGGCAUGUACUCAGAGAUAUUUACAGAGAGGCUUUUGCCUUUUGCAGCAUUUGCAAAGUGCUUCUGCCAAAAUUCAUAUGCCAGUCUCCCCACUUACAAAGAUGCCAUUUAUCAAGUUCUUGAGUUGGCAGGUGAACGUUGCUCAAAGACCUUUGCAUCCGUUGGGGGCAAACAGAAAGAGAUAAAGGCCAUGCUGGAUUGGGCUUUUGGUGGCUUUCAACCCACAGGCCCUGAAGGAUUUGCACCUCCAGACACUUAUGCUUCAUCUGUCAAUCAGAAGGUUGAGUCUUCAGACUCUUCCGUGUCUGACUAUCAACCUCCAGCCAAAAGAAAAUAUGUUCACAGAGGCAGAGCUUCCACAACUCAGGAGUACUCAAGAGAGCAAAUGGUACAUGAACUUUCAGUAAAAGGGAAAAUAAUUGAAGAUUUCUGCCUCUCCUGUGGUAAUACAAACAUUGAAAUUUUCCAUCCACUCUUUGAUGGGAGCCUUUGUUUGAAAUGCAAGGAGAAUUUUACAGAGACUCUAUUCAGAUAUGAUGAAGAUGGAUAUCAGUCUUACUGUACUAUCUGCUGUGCUGGACAGGAGGUCAUUUUGUGUGGCAAUUCCAGCUGCUGCAGGUGUUACUGCAAAGACUGUAUAGAUGUGUUGGUUGGACCAGGCACAUUUGAUAAGUUAAAAGAUGUAGAUCCAUGGAGCUGCUACAUUUGCCUACCCCCUAACAAAUAUGGUGUGCUGAAGCUCAGACCAGACUGGAGUAUGCGUGUUCAGGAGUUCUUUGCCAAUAACAGUGCCUUUGAAUUUGAACCACACAGAGUUUAUCCCUCAAUUCCUGCUCACAAGCGUCGGCCUAUCAAGGUUUUAUCGCUCUUUGAUGGAAUUGCCACAGGCUACCUUGUUCUGAAAGAUCUAGGCUUCAAGGUAGAGCGCUACAUUGCUUCUGAGAUCUGUGAUGACUCCAUUGCUGUAGGGAUGGUCAAGCAUGAGGGAAAGAUUGAAUAUGUCAAUGAUGUGCGCACCAUCACCAGGAAACAUCUGGCAGAAUGGGGACCGUUUGACCUUCUGAUUGGUGGAAGUCCCUGUAAUGAUCUGUCCAUGGUGAAUCCAGCCAGAAAAGGGCUUUUUGAGGGCACAGGCCGACUGUUUUUUGAGUACUACCGUAUGCUUACUAUGAUGAGGCCGAAAGAAGAUGAUGACCGACCGUUUUUCUGGCUCUUUGAGAAUGUUGUGGCCAUGAGCGCACAUGACAAAGCAGAUAUUUGUCGCUUUUUGGAGUGUAAUCCGAUCCUAAUCGAUGCCGUUAAAGUGAGUCCAGCUCACAGAGCUCGCUACUUCUGGGGAAAUCUACCUGGGAUGAACAGACCACUAGCUAUAUCCCUAAAUGACAAAGUUGAUCUGCAGGACUGCCUGGAAGUCGGUCGGGUUGCUCAGUUUAAUAAAGUUCGCACCAUCACAACAAAAUCGAAUUCCAUUAAGCAAGGGAAAAUGGGGCCUCUUCCUGUUACCAUGAAUGGGAAGGAGGAUUACCUUUGGUGUACAGAGAUGGAAAGGGUGUUUGGCUUCCCUAAGCAUUACACUGAUGUGAACAACAUGGGUCGAGGCCAGAGGCAGAAGGUUUUGGGGCGUUCCUGGAGUGUUCCUGUGAUUCGUCACUUAUUCGCCCCACUGAAGGAUUACUUCGCAUGCGAGUCUUAGUUAUCCUUUAACUACUAUCCUCAAACAACCUGGAGAUUCUCGUUUCUUAGCAUUUUAAUGAGUUUUAGACGUUUUUGGUGCUUUGCAAACUUUGACCUCAGAACGUUUUUUUUUUUUUUUAACAUACUUUUAUUGUUUUAAAGUCAUCUGAUUCUUUUCUAGCUUGAUCAAGGUCUUCAGAAUGCACAGACACUUUUGGUUCUAUUUUAUACAUCUUAUGUACUGUUAAACUACUGUUGUUUAGACUGUCUUAAUGUAAAUGUUGUGCUAGAGAGAGCCACUGAAACCCCACUCCACUACCUCACUUAUAAUCUGUGACUGGUGCAUGGUCUGAAGAGAUGCUGUUUACCUAUUCAUACGCUAAUGAAUAACAGUGAGUUGGGGUUAUAGGCACUCUUAUCCGGUCAGGAAUUUUCACAUUUUUUAGGAUCAUGAAUUUUGGACAUAAUGCAUUUUCUGUCUCAGUUUACAUACUGCUUUUACACUACCAUCGCUGGUUGUCUUGACAAUGUUUAAUGUAUUCUAUUUUUAUAGUACAAAUCCCAGAACAGUUUUGAAGAAAGAGCAAACUAGAAUAAGUGAUAAGCCUCGACAAGUUGACAGCUUUACUUUUUAAGCUUUUGGUGCUGAUAACAAUUACUAAUGACUAGUUUUUCUAAAUAUAAAGAGGAAAAAAGGCAACUUCCUACAAAACCAUAAGUGCCCACAAGAGGGAUAUAUAUAUAUAUAUAUAUAUAUAUAUAUAUAUAUAUAUAUAUAUAUAUACAUACAUAUACAUACAUACAUAUACAUACAUACAUAUACAUACAUAUACAAGUCUACCAUUAUCACUGUAUUUUGAAUGUGUAAUCGGAUCACACCAACAGUUUUGUGCUUUGUUCAAAUUAUGAAACGGUAAAACAAUCUGUGAAUCCAAUUGUCCAUUCAGCAGUAAGGUGCUAUAAAUGUAGGUGCUAACAGAGCAGCAUUUGCUUGGUGCAUGGUGCUUAUUCUAUAAAAUUUGUAUAAAGGUGUAUUUAUUCUUUCUACAAAAUGAUGUCAGUCAGUAACUGUUUACUAGCAUUAUCUUUUAAUUGGUUAGAGAAAUGCUUCAUAACAGAAUGCUGUCGUGUAAUAUUAAAUGUUUAAUAUGAAAAUUUGGUAAAAUGCAUGGGUUUUGAUGCAAGAUGCAUGAGAUCUAACUAGCUGAAGUGUGAAGUUAAUUAAGGAAUAUGACUUAAUGUAUAAGUAGUUUUUGUUGUGUUUUUAAUAAUUUCCUUAUGUUUUGAGAAGGAGUUUAGUCCUGUCCUUUUUGACUUUUAUACUGAGCAAUUAUGUUUUAAACUGGCUUUUUGUCUGGAGUCUCAUUGCCAGAUGCUGAUCAUUGAUGUCCCAACUAGUUUUGGUCUUUUAAAGUGCCGAACCUAAAAGCCAUGUAAAAAACAUCACAACAAAAAAAAUAAACAGGCCAUAGUAUACAUUUUUAUAUUGUAACUCAAUGUUCUGUUCAUUUUGUACAUGUGAUGAAACUAGCAAAUAAUAAAUUGUUUUAACAUGC
Silurus meridionalis is the source of this 6136-nucleotide messenger RNA. RefSeq names its product DNA (cytosine-5-)-methyltransferase 3 beta, duplicate a (gene dnmt3ba). The record is from RefSeq and is a predicted model, not a curated record. Gene Ontology annotation, biological process: negative regulation of transcription by RNA polymerase II. The transcript is spliced from 26 exons. Gene Ontology annotation, molecular function: protein binding; DNA binding; DNA (cytosine-5-)-methyltransferase activity, acting on CpG substrates. Gene Ontology annotation, cellular component: nucleus. NCBI's taxonomy places the organism in Eukaryota, Metazoa, Chordata, Actinopteri, Siluriformes, Siluridae. Bases 43 to 4599 code for a protein of 1518 amino acids.